AUGGAGGAGGCCGUCACCCUUGCAAGAGUUCUUCGCGGUCUGAUCCGCAAGUCUCAGCCUCCCCACGAGCACCCCGAUGUUCUCACCCGCCCCAUGGACGCCCGCGCAGACGUGCGUGCCUUCCUGUCUGAGCGUAGCAAGGUCCUCCACAUGAGCGGCCUUCCUCAUGACACCACUCAGUCCGAGCUGGAGAGCUGGUUCACUCAAUUCGGUGGUAGACCCAUCGCUUUCUGGACCCUCCGCACUCCCGACCAGCACAAGCCCACUGGCACUGGCUUUGCAAUCUUUUCCUCCCACGAAGAGGUAUACCAAACACUUGCAUCUCAUACUUCACACCAAGACUGA
Messenger RNA from Aureobasidium musti, 345 nucleotides. NCBI's taxonomy places the organism in Eukaryota, Fungi, Ascomycota, Dothideomycetes, Dothideales, Saccotheciaceae. The record is from the annotation of a GenBank genome assembly.